AUGACCGGAUAUAGGGCGUUUUCAGACCUUCUUGGGAGAUUUCCCCAGCUUCAUUGCUACCGCCGGUUCGGAAGCUUGAGCGCAAAGGUACUUUUAUAUCGGCAAGCUGAGCUCUCGCACCUCGAGGCUGAACUCAGGGUUAUUGUGGCCGAGGAUGAAGGUGAUCCCACGACAUGUGGCUGCGAUCGGUCGUGGCAAAAGCUCAAUGAGUUUGCGGCAGCUGGGGCCUCUGGUCAGCGUGAUAAAGUUGUGGAAAUCGAUGGCAAGUUGAGAGAAUAUCAUGAUAGCCUGAUUCGGGUCGCACAAGUAUGUGGACUGGGCAUGCCUCAUUCAAAUUCAGUGGUCUUCUUGCGCAAGUGGCUACAGAGUCCUGAACAUGGAGCUGAAUUUCUCGAAAGCUAUGAAGGGGACCCGUGGGAGCCGGAAUGCGAGCGCGAUCUUCUAGCACUGUAUGACGAGGGCCCUGGAGAUGGCUUAGCACGCUGUCUGAGCAAGCUGGGCAAGUUCUGGCACCAUGUAUUUGGCCAUCGACUGAAACCAGAAACAGAUAUGGAGGCCGGACUUGGACGCGUGUGGGAGUAUAGGCAUAGAGCCUUUGCUCGUUCUGGCGAUGCGCUGUGUGUCUUUGUGUCUUUCAUGCUUCCCUCCAUGUCUACCUUCGUUCUUUUUUAUGUCAACGAUAUGGUAUACCGACUUGGUCUGAUGACAUGCUUCCUUUUUGUGCUCGCUGUUUUGAUGAUGUUUGCUCUUGAAUGCCGUCGCGUUGAGGUGUUCGCAGCCACAGCGACGUUUGCGGCAGUCCAAGUGGUCUUCCUGCAAGGAGUCAACAUGGCAGGCGAUGGCACAUGA
Exophiala aquamarina CBS 119918 is the source of this 849-nucleotide messenger RNA. RefSeq lists its product as uncharacterized. The transcript has 2 exons. The record is from RefSeq and is a predicted model, not a curated record. Bases 1 to 849 code for a protein of 282 amino acids. Lineage: Eukaryota; Fungi; Ascomycota; Eurotiomycetes; Chaetothyriales; Herpotrichiellaceae.